Molecule: messenger RNA, 1294 nt
Organism: Oreochromis niloticus (Nile tilapia)
Lineage: Eukaryota; Metazoa; Chordata; Actinopteri; Cichliformes; Cichlidae
Product: putative C-type lectin domain family 20 member A
Exons: 4
Coding region: 848-1294 (148 amino acids)
Source: RefSeq, a predicted model, not a curated record
GUGUGGGGUGUGUAAUUAUUCAGCUUGAACAUGUGACUGCUGCAUCAGUGCUCACAAAAGUCUUUGACAGGUUUUUAAGAUCAUGUCAGCAUCAGAGCGAUCCAGCGAUAUUCAUCAGUAAAGGCAGCGUUAUGAUUAUAUUCUCAAAAAUCAACAGACUCAUAUUUAUGUUUCUGUCCAUGUGCACCUCUGCUGUCAUAUUUGGAUAUUAGAAACUUCCUCUUUCUGCUUGUUGGACAGUCCAGUGUUUCUUCUUUCCAUAGCAAAAUGUAAAUGAGUCUGUAUAUAACUCAUAUUAACAGUGUGUCUUUGAGUCAGUGGUAAAAACUAUUUGAUCAUAUUCAAAUACUGAGUACAGAGUGUGCAGUGUGUGAUAAACUAGAUAUCUGUGUUUAACAUAAAGCGCUGUGUGUCCAUCAAACAGUGAAGAGCUGCUGGAUUCAUUGUUUCCUCCAAAUGAAAGAAAAGUCACUUUCAUGUGACAGAGCGACGAUGCAGUGGAGUCUGUUUCUGCUUCUUCUGAUGGGUCAGUGUGUCUUCAUCACAUGUCAGCUGUAUGAGUACCACUUUAUUAAAGAAGAGAUGAGCUGGGAUGAAGCACGGGCAUACUGCAGAGAGAACUACACAGACCUGGCCAAAGUGUUUGACCUGACAGACAUGAGAAGACUUCAAGACUCUGCACAGAGUCAAACAGAAGCCUGGAUUGGACUGUACAACAUCACAGGAGGAGACAACAGGAGGUGGCACUGGUCUCUGCCGGGGGGAGGAAUACACUGAAAAUAAGACCUGCUGGGGAGCUGGAGAGCCAAAUGAUCAACCCUAUCCCGAGAACUGUGUGAGGACAAGCAUGGCGUGGAUAGAUUUCCCCUGUACUUACACAUUGCAGUUCAUCUGCUAUAACGAAACAAUGAAAGACAAUAAAACCUUUCAUUUGAUUGAGACGUCUGUGACCUGGACUCAGGCUCAGAGCUACUGCAGACAGCAUCACACCGACCUGGCCAGUGGACUCGAUCAGAUAUACAGUGAAGAGUUUAAGAAGCUGCAGAACUCUAAAGCCUCGUGUAUCGGCCUGUUCAGAGACAGCUGGAGGUGGUCAGAUGGGAGUAACUUCUCUUCCAGAUACUGGGACAUGGACUCAUUUAAUGAUGGACUAAACAACAGGAAAUGUGCUACGACUCUGUUAGAGAGAUCAGGAAGAUGGAGCUCUGCUGGAUGUGACCAAAGAAAGCCUUUCUUCUGCUAUGAUGUGAAACUGGACCAAACAUCCAGAGACUUGAAGUCUAGAUUUAACUGA